Drosophila ficusphila is the source of this 3024-nucleotide messenger RNA. Its product is annotated as serine protease inhibitor 42Dd. The transcript is spliced from 3 exons. Lineage: Eukaryota; Metazoa; Arthropoda; Insecta; Diptera; Drosophilidae. Gene Ontology annotation, molecular function: serine-type endopeptidase inhibitor activity. The record is from RefSeq and is a predicted model, not a curated record. The coding region runs from base 135 to 1277 and encodes 380 amino acids.
GUAGGGAAGAUGCUCCCCAGAGCCAAUAACUCUUAAAGCCUUAACCUAAAAACUGUUUUACUCUGACGAUUUUUCCUUGCCCUGCAGUCAAGGUCACGUGGUCCCUUUUGCUGCUCCAGGGCUUGAUUCUGGCCAUGGCCAACACUGUUAACCACUCCCCUGCCGGGGAGGGCCAGUUUGCCUCCAGGCUCUUUUCCCAACUGGCCAAGUCCCAGCCUGGUCGGAAUGUCAUCCUCUCGCCCUCGUCCAUCAGGACUGGGUUGGCUCUGGCCUACUUGGGCGCCGAAGGCAGCACCGCCGACGAGCUGAAAGAGGGAUUGCAGCUCGAGGGAGCUGGCAAGAGCGAGGUGGCCCAGCAGUUCGCCCACCUCUUGGCCAAAGGACAGGGGAAGGACGAGGACGGGCCCAAGCUGAAUUACGCCAAUCGCAUUUACGUGGCUCAGCAGUUGCAGCUGGCCCAGAGCUACCAGGACUUGGUUAGCAAGAACUUUGCAGCGGCAGCCGAGAAUUUGAACUUCUCCCAGAGUGUCGAGGCUGCUAGGCGCAUCAACUCCUGGGUGGAGGAGCAGACCCACCAGCAAGUCAAGGACCUCAUCGCUGCGGACUCACUCGACGGGAAUACGGCCGCCAUCCUGGUCAAUGCCAUCUACUUCAAGGGCGACUGGCAGCUCAUUUUCCCCGACUACGGCACCUUGGCCCGCGAAUUCGCCAAUUACGGGGGUCAGAAGGUCAGCGUGGACACCAUGUCCCAGGAGGAUUACUUCAGGUUCGCCGAGCUGCCCGAGCUGAAGGCCAAGGCCCUGGAACUGCCCUACUUCGGCUCGGACAUCGUGUUCCUGAUCAUUCUGCCCCAGGAUGAGCAGGGGCUGGCGGCGCUCGAGGAGAAACUCAAUGGCCUGGACCUAAACGAAAUAAGCUCCCAGUUGGCCAGGCGGAAAGUGAAGCUGCAGCUGCCCAAAUUCAAAUUCGAGUUCGAUGUCCCCCUGCAGCCGGCGCUCGAGGAGCUGGGCAUAAAGAAACUAUUCGGUCCUGAGGCGGACCUCAGAAGUAUGCUCCGGGAAUCGGGCAAACUUCGCAUUUCGGAGGUGAAGCACAAGGCCGUAAUCGAAGUCAACGAACAGGGAACUACAGCCAGCGGAGCCACCUUUGUCAAGGCCGAGUUGGAGUCGCUUGUGCUGGGGGAGGAAGUACUCGAGUUCACCGCCGAUCACCCCUUCUUCUUCGCCAUCAAGGACUCGCAGAGCACCUUCUUCCUGGGCCACGUGAGCCAGCUCUGAGGGGGAGUUGUGCGAUAGUUAGCCCAUCAGUCCACGAACCCAAUAUGUGCCUCUCUGUCCGCAUCCAAUAAAUGCCAAUCUUCGAUGUCAAGUGCACGGACAAGUACCGACAGGUAUAUCAGCCUUGUUGGCUGAUUAGUUUUGGGUUGCAUAAUGCUCUGGGCCGGGCUGUUGGCUCUGUCGGUAAUUAGCCCGUCCGAAUUGCAGUUGACAUUGAUAGUUUAUUAAGGGGACUUGGUCCGUGAUCCUGGCUUAGUGCCAGCCAGCUUGGCAGUGCGACCGCUCUGUAUCAGUCUCCCGUGAGUGUGCGGCGGUAAUAAAUCAAAGUUAGUACGGCUAUCAAUCCGUGGCACGAGGGCACGAACAAAAAGAGUCGGGGCAAUUUGAAUGCCAGUGGUAAGUGGCCAAAGUCCGAGCACACAAAAACACACGAGCACACAGGCACUUCGAACUCACGGACACGCACAUGGCCAAAAGUCAACAACUGUGUUGGCAAUUUGCUGCAAUCAUCCGACAACACAUCCCCUGGCUCCUGUUCCUCCAUCCUCUGCCUCUUGCUCUUCCUCCUGCUUCCCCUUUUCCCAGGAGCGGAUGUUUACGAGUGCAGCUAAAUUGUUGUUCUCGGAGCCUCGCUCGCUGCCGCUGCUUUUUCCUGGUUUCCUCUCGGCGAGGAUUUUCCAGACCCUUGACCGAUGACGACGGCCCACACACACGCUGGAUCCUCCUGCGGCGGAUAUUUGCAUAUUUCUAAACAGGUGUAAAUUAAAUUUGACAAAUUUUUGCGGCUGCCAGAGUGUGUCCUUGCCACAUCCUUGUGGCACGCCCACCGCCCCGGGCAACAGAAGCGGCAGCGGCAGCGGCAGAGCAGUUUUAAUAACGCUUUGUGACAUUUGCAUACCGGCGAGGCCUGGUCAUGAUGCCGGCCAUUAUUCUGGUUUAUUGUCGGUUAAACGAUGCAGUCGGCUGGGAUGCGAAACAAUUAGUGCGGGAUUUACGCACGUGUAUAACAUUUUAAUUAAAUCCGUGCUGACGUGCCGCUCGCUCUUCCACUCGAGCCGACAAUUCCCAGCCAUUUUGUCACAACUCCGAAGGUUGUGUAUCCGUCCCGUUGGCCCGUCACUAAUUGGUGGCCAGGGCGCUGCCGAAACUUGGGCUCCGUUGUCACGGGCAACGCUCAAGUUUCCGUCAGCAAAUUGAAAUUGAAAUGACAACACAGCCAGCGGCGGCAGGAGCGAUGCGGUUGCAUUGGGAAAAGGAAAUGCAACUCGCGCACCUGCAAAUAGCAAAUUUCAUGACGAGUGCUGCAGCUUAAGGUUGAGGUUGUAGGGUGUGGAGUGGGUGGUGCUUAGGGGGUGGUGCUGAGGGGGUGGCGGGCGGAUAUUGGAAGGCAGAAAGGCCGCCACGCUUCGCUGGGCAAUCGCUUGCCACAACCAGCUGUCCUGUCCUGCUCCUUCACCUGCGCCUCUCGACUUUCCUGCCGCUGACAGCUCUUUGCCUCAUUUGCCAAAUUGACAGGGAAUGUUUGAUCUACCCGCCGCCUAUUAGAGUAUGGUUUUUUUCCCAAUAUUAUCCCAAUUGCUUGUGCAACAAGGCACAUAUUCUUAGUUACCUAAGCUCUGAAUGAACUGACAGGGGUUUUCCUGAAUAUGUACGUAUUUUACCUUAAGAGUAAUGUCAUUUUGGUAUCUAGUAGUCUUAGCUUGUAUCUUACGACCAAUAAUUUUGAGAAUAAAUAUAUUUUAGAACA